Molecule: messenger RNA, 1357 nt
Organism: Austrofundulus limnaeus
Lineage: Eukaryota; Metazoa; Chordata; Actinopteri; Cyprinodontiformes; Rivulidae
Product: mannosyl-oligosaccharide 1,2-alpha-mannosidase IA
Biological process (GO): mannose trimming involved in glycoprotein ERAD pathway; carbohydrate metabolic process
Cellular component (GO): extracellular exosome; Golgi membrane; endoplasmic reticulum
Molecular function (GO): mannosyl-oligosaccharide 1,2-alpha-mannosidase activity; calcium ion binding
Source: RefSeq, a predicted model, not a curated record
CCCUCCGCUGCUUCCUGUCUGCGGGAGCUGUUGAACGCGGGCUGUCUGUGGAGAGUGUUCGGCAUGGAUGUCCGCUCCGCCUCGCAACUUUUAACCGUCGAUACUUCUCAUUUAAACCGCUUCGUGUCAUCUGGAAACGGGUUUCUGAAGAGAGCGAGCCGACGCUGAGCCCCCACCGACCGCCGGAACAACAUUAAACACAUUUGUUCUCCUUUUUCCUCUCAGUUCGAGUUGUAGGAAGAGGGGAAAAUGCCAGUCGCAACUCUUCUACCUUUUACCGCCACUCCGAGUCGGAAGUCGGCCAGCCCGACUUCGUUCAGGUUGACGGAGAAGUUCAUUUUGUUGUUGGUGUUCAGCGCGUUCAUCACGCUGUGCUUCGGGGCUAUCUUCUUCCUGCCGGACUCGUCGAAGCUGCUCAGCGGAGUUUUCUUCCGUUCCCCGCCGGUGGAGACCAACACCCGCACMGGUCCGGAGAGCAUCGACUCCGGUUCGGCUGGGAACGAAGAACGGAACCUGGAUAAGAUCAAACGAGACCACGAGAAGGCUCUGCUGGAAGCCAAGGACACUCUGCAGAAACCCCCGGGAGUUAUCAAAGCGGAGAUCUCAACCGACAAGAGUAAACUUGCUAAUGAGCGUCUGGGUCAAGGUGGGAAUAAUUUACCUGUCAUCGACUAUCACCGCCCCCCCGGGGCGACCGGACACGAACCGGUGGACCCCGAAACCAGGGAGCGACGGAAUAAAGUCAAACAGAUGAUGAAGCACGCUUGGGAUGGCUACCGGCGCUACGCCUGGGGUUCCAAUGAGCUCAGGCCUGUCUCCAAACAAGGCCACUCCAGCAAUUUAUUUGGGAGCAUAAAAGGAGCUACGAUAGUGGACGCUCUGGAUACCUUGUACAUCAUGGAAAUGUUUGACGAGUUUGACGCCGCCACAGAGUGGGUAGAGAAGAAUCUGGACUUUAAUGUGAAUGCAGAAAUCUCUGUUUUUGAGGUGAACAUCAGAUUUGUCGGAGGUCUGCUGUCUGCCUACUACCUGUCUGGAAAAGAGGUGUUUCGCAGAAAGGCAGUGGAGUUGGGUGAAAAGCUGCUGCCGGCCUUCAGAACGCCCACAGGCAUCCCCUGGGCUCUGCUGAACCUCAAGAGUGGUAUUGGUAGAAACUGGCCGUGGGCGUCAGGUGGGAGCAGCAUCCUGGCAGAAUACGGCACCCUGCAUUUGGAGUUCAUGCACCUCAGUGUACUCUCAGGAAAACCUGAGUUUGCUCAGAAGGUAAUGACCAUCAGGAAAGUCCUUAACCGCCUGGAAAAACCUCAGGGGCUCUACCCAAAUUACCUGAACCCAAACAGCGGCCAGUGGGGCCAAC